UGGACGCUUUACACUCUCUCUUUCAGCUUUUACACAGGACGAGUGGCCUUAUGGGUCCUCAGGAGGGACUUUUUCCCGCGGGUCACACGUUUCGUCGCGCGCCCCUUGACUCCUCAAAGUUGUCUCGUUCAUAAAAAUCCGAAGCACUCAGCUUGAACCCGGGCUGUUUUUCCUCUUCCCACUGUGCGUAAUUUCUCUCCUGGAUCGACAAGAAGGCGACACCACAACAACACGAGGACGAGGAUUCAGAGAGGCACUGAACAAAUCUGGGAAACAUGAAAACCGUGCUGAAUAUCUGCCUGGUUUUCCUCAUGCUCAGCAGCCCCGGCGUGCUGUCCUUGUCCACACAUGUAGCACUAAUCUACCCCCAGGACCCCGUCCUCCGCAUGGGGUCCAACCUGACGGCCAGCUGCUGGGUCCACCCUGACCUCGGCAUCCACGCCAGCUCUCUGUUCUGGACGCUCAAUGGUCAGCAGCUGCCCAGCUCCCUGUACAGAGUUCUGAGCCCGACCAACCUCAGCGUUACACUGGCAGGACUCAACGCCUCCAGGCAGACAUCCGGAGACAACCUGGUCUGUCAUAACCACAAGGGACACAUCCUGGCUGGAUCCUGCCUUUAUGUUGGCAUGCCUCCAGAAAAGCCGGUCAAUCUGACCUGCUGGUCCAGGAACACCAAAGACCUGACUUGCAGCUGGGCUCCGGGAGGAAAAGGAGAGACCAACAUUAGCACACAGUACAGACUCAAGUACAAACUCAGAUGGUACGGUAAGGAGAAGGAGUGUGAGGAUUACACUCACACGCAGCCGUACUCCUGCAGCAUCACCCGGGACCUGCACCUCUUCACGCCCUACGAGAUCUGGGUGGAGGCCUCCAACCAGCUUGGGCAAGCUACCUCUGAUGUCAUCACUCUUGACAUCCUAGAUGUGGUGACCACGGACCCUCCAUCAGGUGUCACAGUCAGUCGCGUUGGCCUGUUAGAAGACCAGCUGAGUGUUCGCUGGGAGGCCCCGCCUGCUCUCAAAGACUUCCUGUUCCAGGCCAAAUACCAGAUCCGCUACAGGCUGGAGGACAGCCAAGAUUGGAAGGUGAUGGAUGACGUGGGGAAUCAAACAUCCUGUAGACUGGCUGGACUCAGACCUGGAACCGUAUACUUUGUCCAGGUUCGAUGUAACCCUGUGGGAAUUUACGGCUCUCGUAAAGCUGGGAUCUGGAGCGAGUGGAGCCAUCCUACUGCUGCUUCCACACCACACAGCGAGCGGCUUAUGUCGGGCUCGUGUGACUCAAAGUCGAGCGGGGACUCCAACUCCACCCUGCGCAGGGAGCUGAAGCAGUUCUUCGGCUGGGUGCGGAAACACGCUUACGGCUGCAGCAGCAUGUCCAUGAAGCUGUACGACCAGUGGAGAGUGCUGAUGCAGAAGUCCCACAAAGCUCGCAACCAGGUAGGUUCUCCAAGGGGAUAAAUCCUAGCACAGGCUGACUUUACUAGCAGAACAGAAGAUGACAAAAAAGACUGUGUGAGUGCGUUUUUAUCUGUGUGUGUGUAUAUACAUGUGAAGAGAGCUUGUUUUCUUAUAUGGGAAUUAUAUGACAUUCUGCUCUGGACAUUUUGUGCAAAUACCAGCUGUGGAUACGAGAGGUCAUCCAAGGAGGAACUGGGGGAUUUUUCUUCUUUUACACAUCUCUUCUGGUCCACCGGUUUCUGUCUGAAAAGGUGCAACCAAGAAGGAUGGACUCGCACCGGACAUCCUGGUGUCAAAGAGACCACUCAGCUUUCCCAAAGACGCUGUGGCAAGAUUAAAGAUGUUUGCUCCAAAUGUGCUCAAAAAAGGAUUCUAACACACUUGGAAACCCCUGAGAGUGUUCGUUCACCUUUUUUUACUUCGUCCUGUGGAUCCAAAGCACCAUCUAGUGGCCGUUAAGCAUCUGUGGAGUCUCCAUGUCCAAAGCUUUCACUGUGGUCCUGAUGUAAAGAGAAAAGAUGACAAAUAUCACUCAGUAUUUCUACUUCAUGCUUUGUUAUAAGAGUGGAUAAGGUGCCAAACUGGUUCUGCCAGCAUUCAUGUGUGUCUGACAGUAUGUGAGUGUAAGUGGGUGAGUGUUGACAUUUCACUGCCUUUAUUUUUGUACUGAAUUGUACCAGCAUAUUUAAAACUGUAUAAAGUUAUGUUUUAUUUCCUAAGUUAUGUUUAGUUAGUAAAGAAAUACUAAAGACUGAA
Cheilinus undulatus (humphead wrasse) is the source of this 2216-nucleotide messenger RNA. RefSeq names its product cytokine receptor-like factor 1a (gene crlf1a). Gene Ontology annotation, biological process: cytokine-mediated signaling pathway. The coding region runs from base 276 to 1460 and encodes 394 amino acids. Gene Ontology annotation, molecular function: protein binding; cytokine receptor activity. Lineage: Eukaryota; Metazoa; Chordata; Actinopteri; Labriformes; Labridae. Gene Ontology annotation, cellular component: external side of plasma membrane. The transcript is spliced from 9 exons. The record is from RefSeq and is a predicted model, not a curated record.